Dermacentor albipictus is the source of this 5337-nucleotide messenger RNA. RefSeq names its product rho GTPase-activating protein 15-like. Gene Ontology annotation, molecular function: protein binding. Gene Ontology annotation, cellular component: cytoplasm. The record is from RefSeq and is a predicted model, not a curated record. Lineage: Eukaryota; Metazoa; Arthropoda; Arachnida; Ixodida; Ixodidae. Gene Ontology annotation, biological process: signal transduction; regulation of GTPase activity.
CGCGCCGGCUGUGCUGAAAGAGAUCGUACAUGUAAAUCGGAACCUUUUAUUGAAGAUGUUAUCGUUUAUACUCGUAUCUUUUGUUGUUGAGGUCACCAGCCGCCGCUCAUGCCAGCAGACCUGCUUCAUAGAGAAAGUUCCUCCGUUAAACCGUGUUUGUAUGCCGGAUCAGCAAAGCUCCCUUCUUACAUUUCUGUCACUACUAGUCCUAACGGUAACGUGAGCGGUGCAAGAUUCCCGGGAAGCCGUUUUCUGCCAUCGCGCUUUCCUUUAAAAAAAUGUUGCACUUACCGCAGCUAUUUUAUUGCUCAAGUUUAACAGCAAAAUCGCAUUAUAUGGUCCGAUUUGUUGUUAUUUUAACACUUAACGCCCUCCCUGCUAAUGCGCGUUAGUGUAAUUGAUAAAAACGGAUCUUGAAGGCCUUACGUUGCCGUACUACACUCUAGGCUACAGCUCCCGUAGGUGACAAAAUUGUGUUUCAAGCAUCACUCGCUGCGAAAGUGCGAAGGAAAAAAAAUCGAAGUUCUUUCUUGACAAACCGCGGUGGCAUGGGCAAAGCCAGCCGUAGAUGAUGCAAGCUGAAGCAUGUGUGAGCAGACCCGAGUGCUGCCAGAGUUUGCGGGCUGCCAGGCGAGCAGACGGCGGGCUGACCCGUUGGACAAGAGCAGCAGCCUGUGGUGGCGGCUGACCGGCCCCAGCCGUCACGCAGCUGCACGUCAAGCCAGCACUGCAGAGGGAGUCUACGCAUCUGUCAAACCACUGGCCAAAAGCCUGCCUCAUGUUGACAAGCCGGUGCCUUCGGAGCUGUCUGGUAAGCCUUUGGGCAUCCAGUCUAAUAUGCGGCAGCGACAGCGGGCGUCAAACUCAUCCUUGAACCAUGCAGAAGACCAGUGGCAGUCGCGCAGCCUGAAUGCUUCACCUAGUGAUACUUUGGACUCGCCUGCAGAUGCAGCAACCCCUAUCUCACGCUCGUGCGAGUCUUUGGAUGAGCCCGAGAUUGACUACUCGGACAAUGAGGAGUCCUCCAGCACUGAAGCAGCCAAAGAAACUGCCUUCAAUGAGCCUUCAUCCCAUCGCUUUAGGCGUGACAGGGAGUCACCAAUCUACGCAAACUUUCCACCGCUACCGUGUCCUCCGAGCCCGCCACACCCAUCACCCGAGGAGCAACCACUGCGUUUUUUGAGUGACCACUGGGCUGAAUUUGAUGCUCGUGGUGUUGGCCGAAAGUUCUACUACAACUUUCAUACGGGACAGCGCUCGUGGAAGCCUCCCAGGCGCCGAGGGGAGCUGCCUGCUGCUCAUGAACGAGAUCAUGCCAACCUAGCUCCGCGGUUGGACUCGCCUCAGGUUUCCCAACGCAAGGGCCCACCGCCCCUUCCACCAGCCAAAAAGAAGCCACCCAGCCAAAGCAAUCCACUCUCGUCAAGCCAAGACAGUUUGCUGUCAUCCAGUCGAGACAGCUUGUUGUCCUCUAGUCGGGAGGAGCUCCUGUCCAGCAGCCGAGAUAGCCUUUCACAGUCCUGUGCAACUGACCGUAGCCGUGCUGGUCUAAACCAUCCUGGUUCUUCUUCCCUUCCACGAGAGCACACUAAUGAGGAAUCCGUCCAGCACAAUGGCAACAGCAAGUUUUACUUUGCUCGUGGCAGUCGUCUGGCAACAGCUUACCAGUCUGCUACAGACAGGUGGUACAGCUCAGCGGAGGACCCAAGCCAGGUGACUGGUGACAGGCCCCGUCUGCUUCCAACCAGUUCCAUUGAGGAGGAAACUGACUCCUGCUCCGAGAGUCAGCCACCAUGGGAGCGCAGAGCACUGCCAGCAACAGCCGAGGGCAGCAGCAGCACGCGCGGCGCCCAUUACGCAGCGGUUCCACCAACAUUGACACCGAAGCUGAACCGGUUGAAGCCCACACCUCCACCGGUGCUUCCCUUAUCCUCAUCCCUUUCCGAGGCAAAGCAUGCCAGGGCCAUGAGGACGCGUUCCAUGAUCCUGCCUGAGGACUACCCACUGCACGGUCCAUCCGUGGCAGAAGCCAUAGAGACCUUUGACACAUUAGAGUUGGUAACACGUCAGGGUACGCUGAACAAGACGGAGUUGGUACGAGCAGGCAAGAAGCAGAAGAAAAGCUGGUCACCUGCAUACGUGGUACUCACCAACCGAAACCUGUUCCUUUACAAGGACAUCAAUACGGCGCAGGAGAAACCAGCUGGUAAAAGCGCUGAGCUUCAGAUAAACCUGGCUGGAGCAGUCAUUGACUGGUGCCCCGACAAGUCUAAACGUCGAAAUGUCUUUCAGCUGAGCACUACAGCUGGGCAAAAGGUGCUCCUCCAAGAUGACAAUGUCCAAACAAGCAAAGAAUGGUUUGACACCAUCAGUGCAGCUGUCAAGAGGCUGCCUAACGGCUUGGGCCUCGUUAUGGGCUGGCAACCAGAACAGCCUCCUGCUCCACCUCCCCCUCCCGAGGAAAGUGCACCUCCACCUACGUCCAGCUUUGCAUCUCGGCGUAGCAAGAAGGCUAGCCGAUCCAAGUCCAUUCGUCAGCCAGCCUCUCCACCUGCCCCGACUUGUGAUGCUGCACAGCAGCCACAGUCACAGGCUACUGGUGUGGUGGACACCUGUGGAAGCCAGAGCCCCCAGGAGCGGAAGAACCGCAUUCGAAACAAGCUUCGGCAGUUUUUUGUCCGAAGGCCAACACUAGAAAGCCUUCAGGAGAAAGGCAUCUUUAAGGAUGAGCCUGUGUUUGGUUGCACACUGGCACACUUGUGUGAGAAGGACCGAUCAAGCGUGCCUCGGUUUGUCCAGGAAUGUAUCCUCGAGAUCGAGAGGAGAGACAUGACGGCCGAUGGUCUUUAUCGUGCCAGUGGCAACCUCUCUCAAGUGCAGAAGGUCCGGUGCCAUGUCAAUCAAGAUGAUUACAGCAUCCUAGCACAAGAAGAAGACAUCCAUGUGCUGACAGGGGCACUUAAGAUGUUCUUCCGGCACAUGAAAGAGCCCCUUUUCCCCUACAAUCUGUUCCUCAAGUUCCUCAAGGCAAUUGGUCAACCCACAAGAACGACUAAGAUGGCCAUGUUUCGAGAUCUCCUGUCUGAGCUGCCACGACCAAACUAUGACACACUCAAGUACCUGCUCAGGCAUCUUCUGACGGUGACAGAGUACAGCGACAAAAACCGCAUGCACAUCCAAAACCUGGCCAUCGUGUUUGGGCCAACACUGCUGUCAUCAGGUGAGGAGCCUCGAAACCUGGCUUUGGACAUGAUGCAACAGAACCAGGUCAUCGAGUUCCUCCUGCUCGAGUUCAACUUCCUGUUUCCUUGAACACUGUUCUUGUUCUUCUUCAUACUCCCAAAGAGCAGGGGAAUCGACCCCUGCAGUUUUCAGUUCCUACUGCUACUACUGCUCUUGUGCUGCUGCACUGUGGCCAUGACACGUGGAGCAACCACUAAAGUUCCAGAAUUCCGCUUGCACCGUGCAAGCAAAAGAAGAGUGUUGUGCCCCUGUUGAUACCCUUGUUAAUUCCUGGCCAUUUCUUCCACCUGGAUGGCGUCUCCUGCUUUCUAUCAUUGGGUGCAUGACAACAGAACAGUUCCGUGCUCAUUCAGGACGUCGACCUGCCAAAACACAACUUGAAGAAGUUGCAGACACUGUGCUCAUGCUGUGCCCUAUAAAUGGUGACAUUGCUUCGUGCCUGCCACUAGGUGCCAUGGUCCUGAGUAAUUGCUGCAAGACUGUGUUUUGAUCGCUCCGGAUGCAUGCCCAUCGUCCAUCAGCCGUUAUGGCCAUGGUGCCGCCAUCAUGGUUGGCCUUGCCAUCAAGUUUCACCGUGUUUUCGAAGCCGGUCUAGUUGAUAGCCAUGUUUGAAAUAUUUAAAGGUCAGAGGUUGAAUUCUCUGGGCCUGGUUUUAAGCUAGAAUGGAUUUAUGUUAUCAUUCCAAGUGCCCAAACUCAUCUGUAGUGGAUCACUGAAUAUAUGUUCAAUUAUUAUUACUACUAUUAUUCUUGCUUUUUACCUUGAUGUAGCCGUAGCAGUGCUUGAAUGGAAGUGGCAGCUCCUGCUGCUCAGCUUGAACAGAAUUCAUGGUUCUGCAAACAUUGUCGGAAUACUACAGUGGAUUUGCCCUCAUGAAUAAUACACUGCCGAUGUGAAUGGAAGUCAGGAGAAAGCAAGCCGACAGAAGGGGCUAGUGUGCCUAGAUAAGCUCUUAAUAUGCAAGGUAAAGACAUCUAUUCUGUAAAAGCCCAUAUUCUGUAAAAGCCUAGUUGUGUAAAAUUCCACAAUAUUUAUGCCCUAAUAAUACAAGAAAUAUAUAGGCUGACAUGUGCAGUCAGGUUGAGCCAGUCGUUGCAUUAGCAACUGCAGUUACUGUGUACAGAAACCCAUGUUCAUUUCUCUAGAAAGGCUGGUGGGCUCCUGAUUUUCGCUACAGAUAAUAUGCCGACUGUGGUGAGCAUCUUGUUUGUCAUCAUGAGGCAGCAUAUGUUGCAUUCGAACACAAUCAGUCGGAAGGUUGUUUCUAUCUAUGUCCUUGCCUGCAAAAUGCAUCUUGUACCUGUGGUUUUUGAGCAGCAGUGGGCAUAUUAGGCCGUUGUAGUCAGCUGAGUGCUUAAAAAUGCCAACCUGACCAGGAUUCUGAGUUUCUGUUUCACCUUCCCACACACCUUUGCUUCUUGCUCCAUUGUUGAGAGCUGACUUUCUCUGUGAAGUUUCAGACAGUGCUGCACAAAACAAAGUGUACAAAGGUAAACAUGCCAGAAAGUUGUGUUCGCAGUGUGGUGGCAAUAAGCUUAAGCAAGCCGUGAUGCACUGUACAAAACGGAGUACUCUUUCUCUUUUUCUUUCUCAAAUAUUUUGUUUGUUAUAGAGGUACAAAUGCCACGUGCCCAUAUUGCAGCCUUUGUAAUUUAUUGUUGUUCAGUUGAACACAGGAGUACCAUGAAUAUUGCAAGAUGCUGGUCAGAGUGAAACCAGCUGCAUUGUCUCUGCUAGUUUUCUUACGCAAGGGAAACUGUUCUGUGUAAGUGUGUGGCACCGCAACCAGCAACCUUGGGGGCACUUUUGAGCAUCCAGUAAAAAGAGAUCUGGCAUGUUUUUUAGGCAUUUGUAGUUUAGUUUGGUACUUGUUGCUUCAAGGGAAGGUUGAGAUUGUGCGUAACAUCAUGGUUCAUGAGGCAUGCAAAUGUGGUUGCUAAUUCUGUGAUAUUUUAUGACAGUAUUACAGCCCAUUGAAAAGUUAUAGCAGUGCUGCCUCUUUUGCGUGUGUACAAUUUUGGCUCUAACAAAGACAUGCCAUUGCUUGUGAAUAAAGGAGCACGUAUCAGGUUUAUUUAUUGACAUUCCUCACAG